AUGCUUCUCGAACCUAUCGAUUCCGCCUUCUCCCCCGCCCGCUCCCUAUUCAAGCGCUGCAAGCAGUGCGACACCUCCUCCCCGGCCUGUCCCUCAUGUGACGAUGGCUACACAUGUACUAUGAGUGCGCAGACUUGCGACUCUUGCGCCACAACAAAAUGCGUCUCAAUGGGCGGCUCUAAGCCACCCGACUCCGGGGGUAGUAACGCGGGGGCUAUUGCAGGUGGCGUCAUCGGUGGUGUAGCCGCCAUUGCGAUCAUCGUGUUUUUGAUCUGGUGGUUCGUCAUCCGUAAGAAGCGCCUGGAGCGCCAGGAGGCGGAGAAGAAUGGCUCCUUCACGGCCGCUCGCAGUGAACGCCAGUCCAUCGCCUCCACCGUUCUCACCCGUGCUUCCAACGUCAUCCAAAUCGCCUACAUUCCCGGUGUCACCAAUCGCUCCCCACCAACGACACCGGCCUCUCUCGUCCCGCCUGUUCCCCCUCUUCCCGGUGCCUCGCCCGACCAACACUUCUUCAUGCCCGGUGAUCUGCGUGACUCUUCAUGGACCACCACGACUGGCCACCAGAGUAUCUCGCCCACCCUGCGCAGCAGUGUCGCAACCACCAUCUACCGCAAUGACGCCAUUGUCAGCGCCGUUCCCGCUCAGCAAAUCCAACGCUCUCGCGCCGCCGUGGUCAGCAUCCACAAUGGAGGCUCAGGGGGUAACACACCCGGUGAUGACUCUCCUGUCGCUGUUACAGUCACACCUGCGGAUGCACCUGCCGUUCCAGCCAUUACGCCAGCGCAACUUGCCCGGGCAGAGGCCGUCAAGGGUAACAGCUCUUGUGUGGCUCGCAGCGUAACCGCUCGACCAGUCAUGGUCCGCGGACCCUCCCUGAAGAAGAACCAGGACAAACCACCCAGUCGAAUCGAAGAAGUCUCAGAGAACAGCAAAAGCAACGACACCAGUCGAGCCGUAUCCACCACCAGCGAUUUCAAUCACGACAUCUCCACCUUCGACGGCUCUUCCUCAGAUGAGGAAGACCAACCAUACCCCUCCUCAACCGCCAAUCUUGAAACAGGAUCCUCACAGCGUCAUGUCGACCGAACAUCCGGUCUCAGUGAUGGACGAAGCUCAACUCGGACGCCACCGGCCCGAGUAGAAAGUCCAUUCUCGGAUGCUAACGAGGUUAAAUGA
Penicillium olsonii is the source of this 1176-nucleotide messenger RNA. Lineage: Eukaryota; Fungi; Ascomycota; Eurotiomycetes; Eurotiales; Aspergillaceae. The record is from the annotation of a GenBank genome assembly.